AUGAUCACCAUCGCGAAGGAGAAGGGUGUGAGCGGCAUGAUUAGACGACGAGCCAACCACACCUCCCGCAUUCCAUACGACUCAUACGCGAGGAGAUACUCUACGAAGAGAGAAGUAUCGCAUCUCCAAGAACCUCCGCCCGUUGUUUUGCAUGAGACCUUCGAACCGCGAUCGACUAAGACGGUCGAGCCAGGUGUUGUCAUGUUCGACUUUGGACAGAACAUGACUACCAUGGUAAAGAUUAAAGUCAGCGGGCCAGCCGGUUCGGAAGUCAUCAUCCGUUUCUCUGAGACGAUUGGUGAAGAUGGCAAGGUACUCAUGCCCGAUCCACUCUUUAAGCAGUUUGAGACGGGCGUGUUCUGCAAAUUUACUCUUGCUGGUACGGGAGUCGAGACAUGGGAGCCAGACUUUUGCUUCACCAGUGCGCGCUACAUUCAGGUCGAAGGUGUCUCGCUCGAAGAAUGCCAGGGGCUACCGGUGGUGCACUCGCUGGUCAGCAGGCACGUAUCCUCGGCGGCACGUCGUCUCGGCUACGUCAAAACAGACAAAGAAGAUGUCAAUCAGCUCAUCAACAUGUGCUACUGGUCUUUCGUCAGCAACCUCUUCAGCUACCACACUGACUGUCCUCAACUAGAGAAGUUCGGCUGGCUCGAAGUAACGCACCUUCUCGCACCAGCCACGCAGUACAUCCGUGACAUGGAGUCGCUAUAUUCCAAGAUACUCGAUGACAUAGUCGACGCGCAAGAGCCAAACGGUCUUUGCCCUACAAUGGCACCCGAGAUCAGAUACAUGUGCGGCCCUCUACACGACACAAUCACCUGGGGCGGCGCCGUCGCAUUACUCCCAGAAAUCCUGCGCUUCUACUACGAUUCCACUCACGUCUUCGAGAAGCUAUUCGACCCCUGCGUGCGCUACAUGGAAUACAUCAAGACGAAAGAGCGCGACGGCGGACUUAUCGAGCACGGGCUAGGCGACUGGGGCCGCGACAUCGCCUUCGGCAACAACCAAGCCAACAUCGAAACAGCAAUCUACUACCGCUGCCUCCGCAACAUCCAACGCAUGGCGCACGAACUCCGUAAACCAGAUGCCGAGAAGCGGUUCCGCGAAUGGGCCGAUCGCAUCUACCGCGUAUACAACGAGCGCCUCCUCAUUACAGAUAAGAAAGAGUACCCCUACGCGUUCUACACAUCCCGCGACAACCACCCAACCCACGACCGCAACAUGGUCGCGCAAGCCUUCGCCCUCCAAUUCGACCUCGCCCCUCCCUCCCACACCACCGACAUCCAAACCGCCUUCCUAGCCGACUGCUCCUCCGCAGGCAACCGCAUCCAAGCCGGCGAGAUCGGCCUGAAAUACCUCUUCAACACACUCUCCGACCUAAACCGACCAGAUAUAAUCCUGGAAAUGGCGCGCCAGGAGGAACAUCCAAGUUACCUGCGGUUUAUACGGCGGGGUGAAACGACGUUGAAUGAGUUCUGGCAGGAUAAUUGUAGGAGCAAGUGUCAUGAUAUGCUAGGCACGAUAUAUGAGUGGUUUUAUGAGGGGGUGCUGGGGGUCAAGGCGGAGACGGAGGCGUAUAGGAUGUGGAGGGUUAGACCGCCGUUGGGGAGUGAGUUUGGGGUGGUGGAGGGGAGGGUGGAGUGUCCGUAUGGGGGGAUUGAGGUUAGGUAUGAGAAGGGGGAUGAUGGUGGUGGGGGCGAGGAGGUGAAGAUGGAGGUUAGUGUGCCGACUAGUACGACGGGGUAUUUGCUGUUGCCGAGAGAAGAGAGUAGUGUCGUUGUGAGACUUGGUGAGGGUGGUUAUGAAGUAGAGAGGAAGGGGAUGAGGAUAGCGCUUAAGCCAGGCAAGUAUGAGUUGGUUCUGCAGGCAUAA
Messenger RNA from Alternaria viburni, 1872 nucleotides. RefSeq lists its product as uncharacterized. The transcript is spliced from 2 exons. Gene Ontology annotation, biological process: carbohydrate metabolic process. The record is from RefSeq and is a predicted model, not a curated record. The coding region runs from base 1 to 1872 and encodes 623 amino acids. NCBI's taxonomy places the organism in Eukaryota, Fungi, Ascomycota, Dothideomycetes, Pleosporales, Pleosporaceae.